Mesorhabditis spiculigera is the source of this 1935-nucleotide messenger RNA. NCBI's taxonomy places the organism in Eukaryota, Metazoa, Nematoda, Chromadorea, Rhabditida, Rhabditidae. The record is from the annotation of a GenBank genome assembly.
AUGAUCCCCGGGAUCUUUCCGCUUCUUCUCCGGUUGAUCCAGUCGAAUCCGGCGGAAAUCCACCCGCCAACCCUGAACCUAACCCAUCAAUGCGUGGAUUCAGAGUGUGAUCGUAUGCAUGACUUGACAGAGACGGGCGGGUUGUUGGCGUGUUUCGGGCAAAACGUAGAGAAUAUUUAUCAAUACGGCCCCACAAUAUUCCCGGUGCGCCAAACAACAAUUUACGGCGGUACGUCGCAAUCGGUUACCACGACGAUCCAUUGCUCCCAAUAUCAGCUCAAGAUGACGAUGUCGGGUGAUCGCUUUGAGGACGUCUCCCAGCCGAAUGGCUACUGUCCGACAACGCAGGACGACUCAUGCGACGAGUGCCCGAUCGGAUCUCGCCCUACCCAUCCUGGACCGACUUACCAGGAGGCUUGCGAGUUGGUACAGAUCGCGCUUGGCUAUCGCUACAAACCCCGCUACCCAUUCUACAUCAAAAAGCAAAGCAACGCGUGGCUCAUCGCACACAGCGCGGAUCCGCAGUGCCCAGCUGGGACAUACCAGGGUGAUUUCGACAAGGACGAAGGCGUGAGGUGCGACAAGAAAUGCCCGCGUAACUGCAUAAAGUGCUACGCUGCGAAGAUGUGCCUCCAAUGUGAGGCCGGCUUUCUACCGGCACUGGCGGCCGACGGCAGCAUUCGAUUUUGCGUGGGCGGCACAGAGCUGAUCGGCGAUUCGCGGAUGGCGUCGACGUGUCCAGGGGGCUACAUCCGGACCGGCGACCUCUGCUGGGCGUGCAGGGACCUGUUCCCGAAAUGUGUCGGCUGUGAUCGGGAAGGUCGAUGCAUCCAAUGCGAACGGGGCUACAUCCCGAUCCAUGGCCACUACCGGGUGACAUGCGUGCGACUUUGCACAAGCCUUGGCUGUCUGGAGUGCGCCACCGGGCUCUACAGUAUGCAUCAGCACAUCCAAGAUAACACCGUCAUUUGCCGCUACAGUUGCCCGUUGCACUACUACCCGCUGAAUUAUUUUCCAUUCCGCUGCGAGCCGUGCCACCCGUCGUGCUGGGGAUGUCGAGGCCCAACCGACAGGGACUGCCUCGACUGCAAAACCGUCGGCUUUUGGGACAUGCGGGCGUUAAAGUGUGACAGCUCAAUGAACCGCAACAUCUUGAAUGCACAAGAUUUGAAGAAUCUCCGAGGGGCGCGCGAGGAAGUAGAGAAUAUUUACGACCGCUCCAAUCUCCGAAUUGGAUUUACGCGCACGGGAGCCGCAAUGUUCGCUCGUCGCUAUAACCGUAUCGUACAGGAAGCCGCACUCCGUGAGCUCGAGUACCUGGUGUUCCUGCGUAAAACGAGGACCGGGAGCAGCAGCUCGUUCGGCCCGACGUCUCCGCCACAGGCGCGCAGCUCCGACACGGUGCCGGCUGUUCCAUCUUCUUCAUCCAAUUCGAAGAAGGCGCUCGGGCCGCUCGCGGAGCCGAAGCCGCGCGUCAUCGUCCGCCCAAAUCUUCGUACACAAGCUCGUCUCAACAUGCGCCUGAAGCGGAAUCUCGAGCUCCGGAAGGAAGAAGCGAAAAAGCAGAAGGCCAAGUCCAAGUCGAGGAGUAAAUCAUUGUCGCUGGGCACGACGCAGGAGAGCCACCAGGGAACCCUCGACGCCAAGUCGUUUAGCCGAGAGACAGGCACUGGAGAACGGACCGGGACGAGGACUACGAUGUACACCACUGAACACUCGGCGACGGUCGCCACGACGAUGCGCACUGUCGAACAGCCCGCACCGGCUACGCCACACACCUCUGAACGUCGGACGACGUCGGCAGCCGAGAUCGGCGCCCAGACGCCAUGCCCAAGUUCCACCGAUCUGGGCAGUCACUCGGCUCCGGCUUUGGCGACCAGCACUUCCGGUGACGUCUCUCCGCCAAACCCGAAUCGAAGCCACAAUUCCUCGGCU